Cryptomeria japonica (Japanese cedar) is the source of this 874-nucleotide messenger RNA. RefSeq names its product membrane protein PM19L. Bases 94 to 654 code for a protein of 186 amino acids. The record is from RefSeq and is a predicted model, not a curated record. The transcript has 4 exons. Lineage: Eukaryota; Viridiplantae; Streptophyta; Pinopsida; Cupressales; Cupressaceae.
UCCAUUGCACUCAAAGGCAUUGCUUACUUUGUUUGUUCAUUUUACAGUUUGAAUCAUUUGGAGCUCUCUCUGAAAAUAGCCCUUUCUCUUAAAAUGGGUGUGAGAAUAGUGAAAUCCUUGGCUGGAUUUUUGCUGCUCUUGAAUUUGUGCAUGUAUGUGACUGUUGCUGCCAUUGCUGGAUGGGCACUCAAUAAGGCCAUCGACCAUCAUUAUGUUACUGGACCCAAAAAUAGCAUACCGGUGGGCUUCUCGUUUUCACCAUUGCUUUUCCCCAUAGGGAAUGAAGCCACUGGUUUUAUGGUCAUUUUUUCCCUGAUAGCAGGAGUUGUAGGAGCAGCUUCAUGUCUUUCAGGGCUCCAUCAUCUAAGAGUGUGGACAGCAGAGAGCUUGGCUUCAACUGUUUCAUCCGCCAUCACAGCUUGGGCUCUUACUCUUCUUGCCAUGGGGUUGGCAUGCAAAGAGAUCCAUUUACAUGGCAGAAGCCCAAAGCUGAUCGCUUUGGAAGCCUUCGUCAUCAUUCUGUCUGCUACAAAAUUAUUUUACAUGAUGGUCAUCCAUGUUGGAUUCUUUGCUGGAAAUUACUUUUUCCGUGGAGAGAAACAUGUUGGCACCACUACUGCAGAGCCUGUAAAAGAAACCACCCUUCCAGCUUAGAAAAUGAAGUUCAAUGUGGGACGAAUGUUUGGUCUGGCUUGGGCUCUGUUUUUAAAAGUUUUUAAUGCCUUUGAUUGUAAGAUUGUAUAGAAGGGAGAGGAUGUAUGCCUUUAGCUAUUUAUAAGGUAGUUCUGAUCUAAGAUUUUUUAAUUCAAAUUGUGAUGUAUGAGUUACAAACUUUUGUUUGAGAUGUAUAUGGAAAGCAGGGAUUACAGCUCCA